CGAAGGGCGGGCGGCGAGUCUCGCAGUCAGUCGCGUCCAACGCGCCUCGCUCUCGUAUCCUCGUCACGCCGAAGUACGCUCCUGGCGUCGAUAUGUUUCGCGUGUGUUGCUUAAUCUUGUUCUUAGUGGCAGAUACCCGACAACUAUCCAUAACAAAGUUCGCCGUUCCACAAUCGGUAGAAGUAGGACAUAAUGCUGAAUUGCGAUGUGAAUACGAUUUAAAACCAGAAGAGUUAAAAAAAGUGAUAUUUGUAAAAUGGUGGUGGAGACCUUUUGGAGAAGAUAAACAACAGAUAUACCAACGAACUGUUGGCCAGCCUGCAAAAUCUACACAGCAUACAAUAGAUAUGCAAAUCAAGGAGAACGAUACUCUGGUGCUAUUGAACAUACACCCUAACGCUUCCGGAAUCUAUGAAUGUGAAGUAUCAAACAUAGAAGAGGUUCGUAAAGAACAGGAGUUAAUUGUGUACGCUAAAGGUACUGGACCUAGGUUAGACAUAACCGAUGUUGCAGUCGGUCCUGGAGAAGAAAGCGUCGAAAGGAGUUUAUUGGAAUGCGCAGCGUCACAUGUAGCUCCACUACCGGACUUAAAAAUAACAAUUAACGAAAAAGAGAUAAACGUAACCAAAAAUAUUAAAAAGAGUGACGACGAUGGAUUGUAUGACAUUUUUGCUAAUACAACAAUAGAAAAGAAUUUAGUUGUUGGUGCAUUAUUAGCAUGCCAGCUUUCUUAUACAGAUCUCAAUAUUACGGGCGAUGAUUUUGUAGACUUCAUACUUUAUGAUAAAACAGGUGAGCUGACAUCCACGGAGAUGCCCGAGGACAGUACCGACCUGAGCGCCAGUAAGCCAGUAUCAUUGCAAAAUGCCUCUGAUGACGCUAGCCAACUCUGCACAUCGGGGAUUUUCCUAUUUUGUGUACUUAUUUUAAGUAAUUUAUUAUCUACCAAAUAAUUAAUGUAAAUAUACAAAUUAAUGAUACUUUUUUUAAAUUUUUAAUAAAUUUAUUGUACA
This is a messenger RNA of Bombyx mandarina (wild silkworm), 1013 nucleotides long. RefSeq lists its product as uncharacterized. Lineage: Eukaryota; Metazoa; Arthropoda; Insecta; Lepidoptera; Bombycidae. The record is from RefSeq and is a predicted model, not a curated record.